This is a messenger RNA of Trichomycterus rosablanca, 7253 nucleotides long. It is a transcript of the gene tdrd6a, whose product is annotated as tudor domain containing 6. The coding region runs from base 218 to 6736 and encodes 2172 amino acids. The transcript is spliced from 17 exons. NCBI's taxonomy places the organism in Eukaryota, Metazoa, Chordata, Actinopteri, Siluriformes, Trichomycteridae. The record is from RefSeq and is a predicted model, not a curated record.
UCCUUACACAAGAUUCAUCAGUUCACAAGUUUAAUGUCAAAUUCAUAUCUUUGGACUGUGUGAGGAAACCCACGCAGACACGGGGAGAACAUGCAAACUCCAUACAGAAAGGACCAGGACCGCCCCACCUGGGGAUCGAACCCAGGACCUUCUUGCUAUGCCAUGCCAUCAGAUGGUGAGAAUCAUUAGAAAACCUUGAAUCCUGAAAAACAGCAAAAUGUCUUCAAUUCCUGGGCUCCCAUCAUCUGGUUCGAAUGUGUGUGUACUUAUUACCAGAGUAAACGUAAACCCCCUCUGUGUUCUGGUUGAAUUUUGGGGUAAUUUUGACCAGGAUCUUAGACAUGCAUAUCAACGAAUUAAAAAAGAGAUUCAGUACCCUGGGAAAAUAUUUCAGGACAAAGAUGGCAAGCCUGGUGACUUGUGCCUUGUGCAAGUUUAUGAAACAUGGUACAGAGCCCGUAUAGUGUCAAGAAAUGAUUCAGGCUACAGUGUGUUUCUCAUUGAUGAAGGUAGAACACUAAACGCUACUACCAGCACUUUAGCAUGGGGCCAAACUGACUUCUUCUACCUGCCUCCUGAAGUUGAAUUUUGUGUUCUUUCAAAUGUGCUACCAGUGUCUCCUGAAAAUAAAUGGUCAACAAUGGCCUUGGAAUUCAUGAAGACCUUCUGUGGCAGAACAGUUACCGCCGGUGUUCAGGACGUCCUAGUACCUCAGCGUACAUUUCUACUCGAUAUUCCAUUCUUGUCUAGGCAAAUGUGUGAAAUGGGAUUUGCCAAUAAAUUAUCAAAUGAAAGGUUCAAAGAUUUUGUCUCAAGGUCCUUACAAUCACAUAAUUCAUUCAUAGAGCCUCAGAGGAUACCACCCAUGAGAAAUGAACCAGUCAAGCACACUGAGAGACAGCAGUGUUACUUGUAUCCAGAGCUGCAAACAGAAACUGUUGAGACUGUGAUUGUUACAGAGGUUACAAAUCCUCUCCGUGUCUUCUGUCAGCUCAAGGUAUUCUCUCAGGAACUUAGGAAAUUAAUGGGACAGAUAACACAGCAUUACGAAGGAAGAAUUGGAGCUAGUUUUGCAAGACCUGAGAAUUUGGGGGCUCCUUGUGCAUCAAGAGGCGCUGACGGAAAGUGGUAUCGCUCUGUUUUGCAGCAGGUCAUGUUCUCCAGCAAUAUGGCAGAGGUGCUGCACGUGGAUUAUGGAAAGAAACAAUUUGUCUCAGUAGAGCAUGUUAGACCACUGGUUUCAGAAUUUUUUCGAAUGCCUGUCGUGACGUAUGUCUGCUCUCUACAUGGUGUUUUUGAUCAAGGCAUUGGAUGGACAGCUUCACAGAUUGAUUAUCUGAGAUCCUUAAUUCUCAACAGAACUGUCAUUGCGAAGUUUGAGUAUUACAGCCUUUCAGAAGGUGUGCACUAUGUCACUCUCUAUGGAGAUGAAAAAACCAAUAUUAACAACUUGUUUGGACUGAGAGAGAAGUGCUUACUGGAUCCAGUGUCUCGUAGAGACACAGACACAGUUGCAUUUUUUAAGAGUGGCUCAUCAGAGGCGUGCCAAAUUUCAUUUAAAGGUGAUGCACAAGGAACAGACAAGUCUAAGGAUUUGAAAGGGACCACUCCUGUAUUUUGUACAGAAAGUCUGCCCCUCAACACGGCCCAUGUGGCUGUUGUGCAGCAUGUUGAUAGCCCUUCAAAGUUUUGGAUUCAAACUCAAAGAUAUGCUGUUGAAUUUGACCAGUUAAUGAAGAGCCUGGAGGAGCUGUAUGGGUCUUCCACCAGUGCAAGUGAGUUCAUUAAAAAACCUGUAGCUGGUCUUCUUUGCGUGGCCAGAUCUCAAGAUGUCUUUUAUAGGGCAGUUAUUUGCGAAGUCAUCGAGACUAAAGCAGAUGUUUUCUUUCUUGACUAUGGAAACAGAGAGUUUGUUGAUUUUUCCGAACUCCGUGUGUUGCCUGUUGGGUAUCAGAAAUUACCAGCCUUGGCAGUUAAGUGUGCUCUCUAUGGCAUUCAAGCAAAACAUGAAAACUGGAACCAAAAAGCCACGUUAUUCUUUUCCAGAGCUGUUGAAGAUAAAAUUCUGAAUGUGGAUGUACUUGCUAAAUCUCAAAACACUCAUUUUGUCAAAGUUAUUGAUUCUUUCUCAGAGGGGGAAAAGGAUUUAUCGAAGUUGCUCUGCAGUAGAGGUUUUGCAGACAGUGAAACAGCAAAAGUUGUAGAUGAACCUGUCAAACAGUACACUGAAGUGAUUCAGACUGAUGAAGUCAAAACAAAUGCUCAUUCUCAGUCAUCCACUUCUCCUGCUUUCAAGGAGUACUUGUUUCCCAUCGGAAGCUCCCUCGAUGUUACCGUAUCCUACAUUGAAAAUCUAAAUGACUUUUGGUGUCAAAAAGCAAAUGAUGCACAAUGUCUGAAACAGCUGAUGCAAGAACUUCAGAAUUACUAUAAAAACAGUGAAUUUCAAUCCCCUCUGGAAGCAGCAUGUGUUGCUCGUCAUCCUGAAAAUGGACUGUGGUAUCGAGCCUUGUUGAUCCAAAAGCACAAUCAUACAGUAACUGUACUGUUUGUUGACUAUGGAGAGACAAAGAAAGUUGCCAUUCAUGAUAUUCGACACAUUAAUCCAGCAUUCUUGAAGCUGAAAGGACAGGCAUUCCGAUGCAGGUUGUAUAACUUUCAUCCAGUCUCUCAUUCCACUUUAGAAUGGAGCCCUGGUGCUACAGCUCUGUUUCAAGAGUUUGUGGACAAUGCUUCCUCGUUGAAUAUAGUCCUGAAGUGUACUGUAUAUGCCGUAAUGUAUGACUCUCAAAAAGUGGUGUUCAACGUGGUGGAUUUGGAGACUCCAUUCCAAAGCAUAUGCAGACUUCUUGUCCAGAAAGGUUUAGCUGACCAGGCACCGUCUAAAAAGGCACAGAUGUCACCUUUUCGCCUGGACACAUACUUCUACUCUACACAUGACAUCAAAACCGGGUCUGAGGAAGAUGUAAGCAUCACAAGUGCGGAAGACGUCAAUCACUUCUUUUGUCAUCUAGAAAGAAAUUAUGCACAGGUCAACAUGCUUGCAGAAAAAGUCAACAGCUUGUGCAGACAGCUAGAGACUAUUGAAUGCCCAAAAAGCUUCGGAAAAGUUUGCUUUGCAAAGUACACAGAUGGAUUUUGGUACAGAGGGCUAAUUAAAUCUACAAAGCCUUCAGUUGCUGUCUACUUUGUGGAUUAUGGGAACACAAAGAAUGUUGAGAAGUCUGACCUUCUACCAGUUCCAAUUGAAGCUGGUGACAUUAUGUCAGUACCAGUUCAAGCAGUUGAGUGUGGGCUUUCUGAUAUGCCUGUUGAUAUGGUUCCAAGUAAAGUAAAUGACUGGUUUGAAAGUUUUGUGACAGAUCGUUGUCUGACAGCACUGAUAGUUGCCAAAGAACCAUGUGGUAAAUUAAUUGUUGAGCUGUAUGAUGGGAAAACGCAGGUUAAUGCGAUGAUCCGGGAGAAGUUUCACACUGAACUGAAGAGAAAUGAGCAAGUCAUUGCUAAAGAAUUUUAUUUCAGAAAUCAAACAGCACCAUGCAAUGUGUUUGAAAGCCCAAAGCAAAGAAAUGGAAAUGGUGAAAACCAAUUACGCCAAAUGAGAGGGAGAAAAGAACCACAUGGGCCUCUGGAACCCUGGAGAUCUUUGAAAAGUGCUGGUUUAAAACAGGCAGAAAACCGUGGGACAUCCCAUGAUAGUGUAAUGAAAAAAGAAAUGACACAAAGGAAGCCAAAUUGUCAUGGUUCUCAUGGAGAAUGUCAGAGUGAAUCAGAAAAUAAGAGUCAUGGUUUUGAAAAACCAGGUCUCCUGAAACAAGUAAACCUCCCUGUCAAAGUUAUAAAACCAGGACUGAAAGCUGAAGUGUUGGUCUCACAUUGCAAUAAUCCUUUGAGCUUCUGUGUCCAAUUGUUAACGGAUGAAAGUAAUGUUUGCUCUCUCGUGAUGAAGCUGAAUGAUGAUAAAUCAAAGCGCAUACCUGUGAAACCUGAUGACCUCCAUGAAGGUGAGCUGGUCAGUGCAGUAUUUCCAGAUAAUGACUGUUGGUAUCGUGCCAUAGUGGGAAAAGCACCAGUUAAUGACAUUGUGGAUGUUGAAUUUAUUGACUUUGGAAACACUGCGAAGGUGUCAGUUUCAAAAAUGUGUGUCCUGGACAGAACGUUUUCACAUCCGAGGUAUAGCAUUCACUGCUCGCUAACUGGAGUGCAGCAUGUCGAUAAUGAAAUGACUUCUGCUUUCAAAAAAGAAAUUGAAAAACAUGAUAAUAAAAUUACAUGUACCUUUAUCCAACAGUCUGGGUCUGUAUGGCAAGUCAAACUUGAAGCCAAUGGUGAGCUGUUAGAUUUACCUUCUUCCAAAAAUACAGAUGCUAUAACUGAAAGUAGUGCUCCUGAGAGCACAGUCAUCGCCCAGUCACCAGAUCUGGUCACCAGCAACCUCGAUAGAUAUUUCAAGAAUCCUGACCUUUCCGAAGGACAAGUCAUCUCUGUGUAUGCAUCAUUUAUUAGUGGGCCACAGCUCUUCUGGUGUCAAACUGCAGAGACUGAUGAACUUGAAAAGAUUUCAGAAGUAAUUCAAAAGGCCGGUAAUGAUUUAGAAACUGCAGUUUUGAAAGAAAACCCCCUACCAUUCGGAAGUGGCUGCAUUGCCCUUUUUGCUGAUGACCAACUGUGGUAUCGUGCAAAGGUGACCUCAAGAGAUGAUAACUCAUUGUCAGUUCUUUUUGUUGACUAUGGAAAUGAAUCAAAAGUUCAAAUGAGUGAUGUUAGACCGUUGCCACCUGAGGUAGCUGAUGUCACACCUUUGGCCUUUGCCUGCCAGCUUGAUGGAUUUGAUACAUCCAAGGGCUCCUGGAAUGACGAUGCAGCUGAUCAGUUUUUUGAGCUAAUCAAUGACAAACUCUUAAAAGUCACAGUGUUGAAAUUAGGCAGUUUAGGCGAUCUUGGAAAGCCUCAUUUUGUAAAGCUGGAAUGUGUUGAACUUGUCAUCAAUGAUGCAAUAAAAUACUGUUGGAAUAGUGAGAGGACAUCAUUUGAACUUUCAACUGUGCCACCAUUGACUUAUCCUGAAACUGAAUCUUCUAUCUGUGUAACUGAAUCUGCUUUGAGCCCUAUGGAGCAGCUUCAGGUGGCAACAGAUUAUGAGCACAGCGAUGCUUGUGAUAUAGCACCCCAAAUGCUCUCUGAGCCAGAACAAGAAGGUACAGUAGCUGAUCUUGAGAAGCAAGCUAAUUCUGUAGUUAUUCUGGAUGAAAGUGAAGUUUUCAUUGAUGUUGUAUCUUUACAAGAUGAAAGUUCAGAAUUGGUAAAAAUGGGAGACACAGUUGUAGAAGAGCCUUUGCCUACAGAAAAUGGAUCUGAUUGGAAUCAAACCUCUGCAGAAAUCUAUGAUUUUGAGAAUUGUGAACAGAAUGUUCCAAAGGAUUCAGAUAUACAUGCAGACGUGGCAGAUUCAUGUGAAAACAAUCCAGAUGUUCUUGAGGAAGGCCAGUUAGAUGUCACCGAUUUUGGAAGUAAAGAAGCAUAUGCUGGAUCUCAGAGCACACAUUUGGAUGUACCAGAGAAUCUGGAACCUUCUGAGUUGAACAGACCCUUUGAGGCCGAUUGCUUAAUAUUGGAUUACACUGAUGAGAAGUCCGAGUGCCUGUCCAGCAGAGAGGAUGCUGAAAAAGUGUGCGAAUGUACACAGUUAUAUUCAUCCGUUUCAGACUUUGAAGAAAAUGUUGAGGUUAUUAAAUCAGGCUUGGGGCUUCUAAGGUGUGCUGCAGGAAGAACUUCUGUUGGAUCAGAAUGUGUUAUCUGGUCUGAUGCACACAAGAACUGGUGCAAAGCACGGACUUUAAAGGUUUCUGAGGAUUCUGCUUUGGUGCUACUUUUGGACUAUGAUUCUAUGAUGAUGAUUGAUCCAGCUAGCAUCUUUGAAAUCAUACCAGAGGAACUGUUGCAGGUUCCAUGCAGUGCUGAAACUGGUAUCCUGACAGGAAAAGUAAAAGAGGUUUUGGAGGUGGAAGAUAUGGAGUGUGAUCCUGUGCCUCAAAACCAAGAACUUGACUCCUGUUUUGACAAUGUGCUGCAGCCAUUUCAGCAGCCGGAGUUAGCAAAUGAUCCAGGGCAGACCCUAACUUCUUCUGUGGAGAACAUGGCACAAACUGAAGAUGAUGAGGAAACAUGUAAUCCAGCAGCAAAACAAACAGAUUAUGUGUGUCAACCCUCUGAGCAGGCAGAUGAGCUGAUGUGUUUAAUUCCUGCUUUAAAGCUAGAGAAGUCUCAAAAUGUAGAACCUGAGGCUGAACCUAAUCUAGGUAGAUUGAUUGAAAUGCCACAGGAGAAGGCUCAAUGUGUGGAACCUGAGACUGAUUCAGAUCUGGCUGCCUUGGUUGAGAUCUCACAAGAGGAGGCUCGGAGUUUAGAUCCUGAUAAACCUGAUGUGGAGGCCUUGCUUGAAGAAGUUAACAGUUUUACUGAAGAUGUAACUGAUGUUACAAGUGAUGCUGAUCAGCAGUCGGAUACUGCAUCUGAUGACACGCUUCAAGAAGAAACGAUGGCUACUGAACAUGCUGCCAUGACUGAUUCUUCUGUUCUGUGUGUUGAACCAACUGUUUUUGAACAUCCUGAUACGGACGUGCUCGAAGUCACUCAUCUGAUUCUGAAAAUUAAUGAGGCAUCUGAUGACGUGGUCUUUGUGAAAGCAUGGACUGCAUCUCCGGCAGAGCCAGCUGAUCCAGGUAGUGAAGAAUAGCGACUACACAUGGGCAUAUUGUAUAUUAUAACUCAAUUCUCAGGAAGUCUGUUAUAUGUUCCUGCAUCACUUUGCAUUCUUUAGUUUGAAGUUCCAGUUAGUUUAAAAAUGUACGUAAAGAGGUUAGUAAGAAAAAAUCUGACUUCCUGUAACAUACAGAAUUUAAGUAAUCUAAUAAUAAGCACUGAAAUGGGUGUUGUCUUUCUCUUAAAAAAAAGCACUUCUUUUGUUUUAUUGUUUUGAUUGUUUCUGUCAUUAGCAAAUCAAAUAGUUUCUGUUGCGUUGUUUUGGUAGUGAAGCUGUUGUCAUUGAGUGCUAAAGUGAUGGAAAAUAUUUUUGUUUAUAAGGUAAUGAAUGUGUUGUGUUCUUUCUUUGUAUAUGACUCAUUUGUGCAAACCUUAUGCUGUUGACUGUCCCUAUAAGAUCUAUACAUUUUAAAAUAUCCAAACACAGUUCCAAGUUCCAACAUGAGGUUGUUGUUUUUUUUUUAUUAAAAAAACACAAAUGUUUGACACAA